Messenger RNA from Helianthus annuus (common sunflower), 747 nucleotides. RefSeq lists its product as uncharacterized. The record is from RefSeq and is a predicted model, not a curated record. Bases 1 to 747 code for a protein of 248 amino acids. Lineage: Eukaryota; Viridiplantae; Streptophyta; Magnoliopsida; Asterales; Asteraceae. The transcript has 2 exons.
AUGGUGGAUGAUGUAGGAGAAGUGAACGUGGUGCAAGUCGUAACCGAUAAUGCUGCAAAUUAUGUAAAGGCUGGUAAAUACUUGGAAGCUUCAAAGCCUAAUUUAUAUUGGACACCUUGUGUUGCACAAUGUCUCGAUUUGAUGUUGGAGGACUUUGGGAAGAUUAAAAAGAUUAAAGAGAUGUUAAAAUCUGCAAUGUUCGUGAAUGCAUAUAUAUAUAACCACGUUGGUCUUGUGAACAUGAUGAGAAGGUUCACUAAUUCACAUAAUUUGCAUCGGCCCGCGGUUACGCGUUUUGCAACAUCAUUUAUCACUAUCUCCCAAAUGCACAAGCAAAAGCAUAUUUUGCAGAAGAUGAUUGUCUCUUCCGAGUUUCUUAAUAGUAAAUGGGGAAAGGAAGUUGGUGGGAAAAGACUUUACUCUAUUCUUAUCAAAGAAAAGUUUUGGAGAAAUAUAGUGUACACCAUGAAGUUGACAGGACCUCUAGUUAAGGUCCUUAGACUUGUUGAUGGAGAUAAAAAGCCCGCCAUGGGAUACAUAUAUGCGGCAAUGAAAAGGGCUAAAAAUACCAUAAAGGCGAGUUUCAAACGCGAGAAGCAAUAUGCUAAAGCGAUAGAGAUCAUAGAAAGAAGGUGGCAAUGCCAACUUGGAAGACCUUUGCAUGCUACAGGCUACUUUUUGAAUCCCGAAUAUUAUUACGCAAAUGCAGAUGAGGCAAAAAAUGAGAGAUCAUGGGGGCCGUUGUGA